Neurospora crassa OR74A is the source of this 1276-nucleotide messenger RNA. Its product is annotated as diphthamide biosynthesis protein 4. The coding region runs from base 327 to 986 and encodes 219 amino acids. The transcript has a single exon. The record is from RefSeq and is a predicted model, not a curated record. Gene Ontology annotation, molecular function: metal ion binding. Gene Ontology annotation, biological process: protein histidyl modification to diphthamide. NCBI's taxonomy places the organism in Eukaryota, Fungi, Ascomycota, Sordariomycetes, Sordariales, Sordariaceae.
CUCACUUCACGAUACCAGGCACACAACUAAGACUCAAACCACCACGUGAGAACCGACACAUCACACAUCCUCUUUUUUUUGCCUAUUCACAUUUCCUACUGUAUACAGCAACAUAACAAGGGCAGCGAGCGCAAAGAGACACGUGAUUGCGGGAUACAAACUUUUCUCUCGAAAGCUGCUCGACGCAAACCACCAACCUUUCACCACUUACACGUCGAUACAUUUCAACACCAAACCGGUCUCACAACCAUACCAUUUUAUACCCGGGGCCGCACUACCAAACACCACAUUGAACACCAAACCGCAAAACCACCAACACAUCCAAGAUGUCCCAACCAACCUUCUACGAAAUCCUCUCCCUCUCACCCACCACCUCCGACCUCACCCCCGCCUCGAUCAAACAAGCCUACCGCCGCGCCCUCCUCACCCACCACCCCGACAAGUCUUCCUCUAACUUCUCCUCCUCUACCUCCAACAGCCACUCCAACAGCCACCCCAAAGGACAUCACCCCCCAAAAACACGCUACACAAUCGACCAAAUCUCCCUCGCAUACACCACCCUCUCCUCCCCCACUCUACGGACCCAAUACGACGCCGCCCUUCGCUCUUCUUCAUCUUCUUCUUCUUCUUGCUUCACUACUACUAGGAAAGAAGAAGACGACGACUUCCAAACAGGCAUCGACACCAUCGACCUAGACGACAUGGUUUUCGUACCACACGAGACCUCGUCCUCCGCUGGUAUUAGUCGUAAUGAAAAAGACACAUGGUACCGCCCCUGCCGGUGCGGCAACGAGCGGGGCUUCGCCCUAACGGAAGAAGACCUGGAAGAGAAUGCCGACUUGGGGGAGGUGUUGGUUCAGUGCGCGGAUUGUACGAUUUGGUUGCGGGUUUGUUAUGUGGUUGCUGAGGAUGAUGAGGAGGAGGAGGAGGAGAAGGAGGAGAAUGGGGAUGGGGAUGGGUAUGAGGAAGAGAAGAGGAAGAGGUAGUGGGGAGGCAUCAUCAUCAUGGCUAUUAGGAAGACUUGCUGUGGGUAUAUAAGUGGUCAAUCGGGAACAGAAGAAGGAGGUGAGUGGGCUGGAUCGGAUCAAUGGGAUCAACGAAAAGUAGAGGGGUUGUGGUGGUGGUGAUCUUGAGGGAGACGGCCAUCUGUGAGUGAUGGGUCAGAAUCUGGCAGGAAUAUGUUGCUAUGGUCACUCAGAAAAAUACCCGGGUACCAGGACGACUUUCGGAAUCACUAGCUUAGUUUGAGGAAGGUGGAGGCAUAAACGAAAAUCAC